This is a messenger RNA of Gigantopelta aegis, 4297 nucleotides long. RefSeq names its product insulin-degrading enzyme-like. Lineage: Eukaryota; Metazoa; Mollusca; Gastropoda; Neomphalida; Peltospiridae. Gene Ontology annotation, biological process: peptide catabolic process. Gene Ontology annotation, cellular component: mitochondrion; cytosol. Bases 69 to 3374 code for a protein of 1101 amino acids. Gene Ontology annotation, molecular function: metal ion binding; metalloendopeptidase activity. The transcript has 28 exons. The record is from RefSeq and is a predicted model, not a curated record.
GUUAAUAGUUAGGUCUGCAUCGUGCAGCAGUUAGCUAGUUAGUGCGUUUGGUGUGGUCACCAAAAAACAUGCUGAAAAGCAAAUUAGUAAUACUGGAGGAAUUCUUCUCUAGCAAAAAGGACAAAGAGUUAAAAGUUAGCCAAAAUGACAAUGCUGAGGACGAAAAUAAAGAAGCAGAAGCAGCUUCGUGUACAAAUGAAGGGGCAGAAAUGGCGGACGAGCAGGUGGAGAAAGAAUGUACAGUAUCCUCGGAUAUUAUCACAUUAAUUGAUAAUGACGCCAUCACCAAAUCUGAGACCGACAAAAGACAGUACCGAGGACUGGAACUGGCCAAUCAUUUGAAGGUUCUCCUCGUCAGCGACCCCGACGCUAGCACAGCGGCAGCGGCGAUAGACGUCCACGUUGGCGAGCUAAAAGAUCCUCGUGAAAUACCUGGGCUGGCACAUUUCUGUGAACACAUGCUGUUUCGUGGAACACAGAAGUACCCAGACGAGGGCGAGUACCUCAAGUUCCUGAGCGAGCACGGUGGGCAAGGGAACGCAUGCACGUCAGAAGAACACACACAGUUCUACUUCAGUGUGGCACCGGAGUUUUUGCCAGAUAUGCUGGACAGAUUUGUGCAGUUCUUUCUGUCACCAUUAUUUACGCAAUCGGACACAGAACGGGAGAUAAAUGCCGUGGACUCGGAGAACGACAAGAACUUGAAGGUUGACGCACGGCGGAUGUACGCUCUACGACGCAGACUCGCAAAACCCGAACACGACUAUUCCAAAUUUGACACCGGCUCCAAGUUUUCGUUGGAAACCAUGCCAAAAGAAGCCGGGCUGGACGUAUGCAAGGAGCUACUUUCCUUUUACCAGAGCAAUUACUCAUCCAACAUCAUGACCCUGGUCGUCCUUGGCAGAGAGAGUCUGGAAGACCUUGCCAGUCUGGUUGUGCCGUUGUUUGUUAAGAUAGAGGACAAGCAGCUCGCAGUACAGGUGUGGAAUGAACAUCCAUAUGGACCUCAACAACUCAAGACAUGGGUCUACAUGGUUCCAGUAAAAACUCGUCACAUGAUCCAUCUCAAUUGGCCAAUUCCAGACUGGCGUGGACAUUACAAGACGAAGCCUUCAGAUUUUGUUUCCUUCCUUCUUGGACACCAAGGGCCAGGUGGUCUAUUGGCAGAGCUCAAAUCUAAAGGAUGGGCCACAGAGGUUGAAGCAGGAACUGAAACUGGUGCGAAAGGUUUUGCAUUUUACCAUCUUCAGAUGACACUCACAGAAUUGGGAGCAGACCACGUGGAGGAGAUAAUAACUCUUGCAUACCAAUAUCUGAAGCUCAUUAGAAAGUCUGGAAUUUCAGAGACGAUUUUCAGAGAACUACAGGAGCUGCGAAUGCUGGCGUUCAAGUUCCUGGAUAAAUCGGAGUCAGACGAGUUUGUUAGUGCUCUAGUCACCAACCUGCACGACUAUCCGAUGAAUGACGUCAUCUCAGGACCAUGUUUAAUUCCAGAGUUCAAACCAGAAUUAAUACAGGCGUUGUUGGAUAAACUCAUUCCAGAAAACAUGAUUGUGUUCGUACUGGACAAGAAAUAUGAAGGGAAGACGGACCAAACUGAAUCCUGGUACGGCACCGAGUACAAGACAGAGAAAAUAUCGGACAACAUUUUAAAGAAAUGGAAGAAAUGUUCGACGAAUGACAAAUUCCAUCUCCCAAAACCGAACAGUUUCAUUCCUGGAAACGUCGCCAUUGUUGACAGAGAAAGCUCGGACACGGAUAAACCAUAUAUGAUACGAGACAGUGCUUUGUCCAGACUAUGGUUCGCUCAAGACAACACCUUCCUGAUUCCGAAGGCGAGAGUUUCCAUGGAGAUUAGAAGUCCUGCUGCCUACUGCGACCCGAUAUCGGCGAAUCUGACGACUCUGUUCGCGGCGAUGGCGAGAGAGCGUCUCACGGAAUACGAGACCGAUACGCAGAUCGCUGGUUUAAGUUACGAUAUUCAUCCAACCAACUAUGGACUGCAGAUACUGAUCCACGGCUAUAACGACAAGCAGCUCGUCUUGCUGAGAUCCAUCACAGACAAGAUCACAAAUCUCAAGCCAGACCCUAAGAAGUUUGACGUCGAGAAACAAGAGUACACAAGACACUUGAAGAAUUUCGCCGCUGCCCAACCAUACAAGCAUGGUCUGUACUACACCCGAAGCUCGCUGUCGGAAGUGAUGUGGACACCGGAAGAACUACUGGAAACACUCGAUGAUAUAACGAUUGAGCAGCUCGAGGUAUUUGUGAAACGGUUCCUAGCCCGGGUGUUCAUUGAGAGCCUGAUUUAUGGAAAUGUUACCAAGAAGGUUGCUCUAAAGAUGCAAGAUUAUGUUGAGAGAUCCCUACAGAACAGGUGUGGUUCCAAGCCAAUGUUGCCAAGUCAACACAGACAGUUUCGACAGGUACAGCUUCCAGACGGCUGCUCGUUCGUGUUGGAGAAGGACAACAACGUGCACAGCUGCUGCUGCGUGGACGUCGUCUUCCAGACGGGACUGUCGGAACCACGCGAGAACGCACUUCUCAAGCUGCUCCAGCUGUCCAUCAGCGACCCGGUGUUCUCGGUGCUCAGAACAGACCAACAGCUAGGUUACAUCGUUGACUCGGACAUUUGGUCAUCGUGUGGCGUGAAGGGACUCAGAAUUAUAGUUCAGUCGGAUAAGACACCAGAUUACGUGACUAAACACAUUGACGCAUUUCUGCAUAGCGCGGAAAAAACCUUGCGGUCCAUGCAUGACAAGGCGUUUAAAGAACUGGUGGAAUCCAUGUCGAGUAAACUGAAGGAGAAACCCCAAGACAUGGCAGCCCAGUGUGACAAGUACUGGACGGAAAUCACAGACAGAGAGUACAUCUUUGAACGGGAUAAAAUUGAGCUGGAGUGUCUGAAUACAUUGACAAAAUCAGAACUGUACACUUUCCUAAAGGAAAGGGUCGCUGCCGAUGGCCCCAAACGACGUCGAUUCUGCACGCACAUCAGACCGACAGAGGCAUCAAAAUGCAGAGACUCAAACCAGUCGGCUGAUGCGCAUAACAACGUGGAUUCUAACGUGGAGGAAGAGGAAUCGGAUCCGGAAGUGACGCAGGGAAAAAUGUCGGAAAAGUCGACCUUGCUCAAAGAUGAGCCGGACAAAAACCGGAAAGAUACCAUAGGAGACAUCCUGAAGACAGGGAGGGACAUUGUGAGGUCAAAGAGCAUGUUCCUGAAAACCAAGCCAAAACACGUGGACAAGACAGUUGUUGUGGACGAUGUCUUCGCCUUUAAGAGGGAGCUUGGGCUGUAUCCCUGUCCAAAACCAAACAUCAGCUCUUCUGAUCCUGUUGAAGAGCAACCAGCUGGUACAGACAACACUUGAAUUUAAAAUAAGAAACCUCACAUUGUGCAAAAUGACCUGAUAUAACGAGAUAUCGCUAUUGUGGACUGUUCAGUGAUGAUUGCAAAUAGGUUCCUUUACCAAAAAACAUAAUUACGCAGUGUAAUCAUGACAAUACAAAUUAUACAUAUUGUGUAUUUUUGUUGUAGCGGGUUGGGUUGUUUUGGUUUUUUAAAAAUUGGUUUUUGACUUGUUUGUUUUGUUAUGCCACUGUUACUGGGCUGAAGAAAUAGGAAUUGGGAUCGUUCAUCACCCAUGAAUGAAAUAUAUAUUGUAUAUUUGUUUUGUAUCUUUUUCUUUGGGAUUUUAUUUUUUAAUGGGUUUUUUUCUUUUUCAGUAUUCUUUUUACAGUUCUUUACGCCUUUAUUGUGUAUAUUUACUACUACACUUGUGUUUAAUAUAUAAAAUGAAACACUGAAAUCAUGUUUUAAACUUGUCUGAAGAGGAAAAAUCGUUUUUGUACUGAAAGCUGUUUGACGUGUCGUACAUGCACAUACAAACUUUACGUAACGAAAUAUAACAUUACCCAUCGUCGUAUGAGCCCAUGGGCAACUAUUGGAACAUAUUAAAUGUGUCUAUACUACUGUUUAUAAUAAUACUUAGCAGUCUUAAGACGCAUACGUAUUUUCAUGACACAAUUAAUUCGGUAAAUAGAUUGUCAAAAAUGGACCUAAAAUGUGCACAAGAAAUUGAUAAUUUUGGGAUUCAAAUUGGAUAAUUUUGGGAUUCAAAUUGAUAAUUUUGGGAUUCAAAUUGAUAAUUUGGGAUUCAAAUUGGAUAAUUUUAAAGGGACAGACCCUAGCUUUUAAACACUAAGUCAUAUUUUUCACAAUUAGAGCAGUUUAGAUUAUCCAUUUCCGUACAACCGAAGUGUUUCUGGUUAUCCUGGUGUUUCUAAUACCAAU